GAUUUGGAAAGGGCCUAAAACGGGCGGGUUGCCCGACAGGAAUCGGGGACGAUGCCUGUCAUUCUUUCGCUAUUAGCCAAUUGAUUCUCCGGCUCCGGCUCCUCUCCAUCAUCGAUCAUCUUUUCCGCCAUGGCUACGAGGAAGCUAUCGCUAUCGAAGCUUCUCCGCUGCCGAAAUCACACUCUUCAUAUAAUUACUUCUUCAAUUUCCUCAUCACCUAGUCUUAGUUCCCCUUCUUAUUCAAUCGAACCCCGCCGUUCCUCUAAUGUAUUCGAUCGGUAUUUAGCUACACACGACUUCCAUAGACACGGUGAUGGUGGUGGAUUUUUGAGACCGUAUAAGUUCUCAUUAGCAUCAUCAUCUUAUCGUUCCUUUUCAACUGAUAGAGAAAAGGCCACAGAUGGUCCCGCGAGUGAAGAGCUAUCUGGGCCAGGAUUUUUUGAUUACAACUAUGAUGGUGGAGGUGAUUGGGGAAUUCCCGGUGAGGUUAGGGAUGCGGCUGGCAGUGACGAGGAGGCAAUUCUUCCGGUUCGCUGCUUGGUUUGGUUCCUGGAUAAAGUUCAUGAUCUCACCGGCAUGCCUUGGUGGAUGGUUAUCAUCAUCUCCACACUAGCUCUAAGAGCUGCUAUACUUCCCGUGCUUCUGGUGCAACUCCAGAAGUUGAAGAUUAAUGCAGAAUUAGCACCAAAAUUGCCUCCCCCGUUACCACCACCUUUCUCAGGAAAGAGUUGGAUAAAGCAGUACAAACACUUUCGGGAGAAAAGGAAAGAAAUUGGCUGCCCUUCAUUUUUAUGGGUCUUAGCAUAUCCCUCUGUUCAGAUUCCUUGCUUUCUCUUGGGAACAACAAGUGUCCGACGAAUGGCACUGGAUCAUCAUUCAGGCUUUGAAACUGGGGGCACUCUUUGGUUCCAGAAUCUGACUGAAGUGUCACAUGGUGCUUCAGGCUACAUCUUUCCCGUGUUGUUAGCUUCACUGCAUCUUGUCAAUGUUAAGGUUUCAUUUGAGAAGUCUUCUCUGACGAUGCUCCCCAAUAUAUUUGGCGUUUUAGCAAAGUAUUACAGGUUCUACUUGCAGUGUCUCACAAUUCCUAUAUUUUUUGUUGGAUUUUAUCUUCCCCAGGGAAGUUUGCUAUAUUGGGCAGCUAGCAGCUCCCUAACCCUUGUUCAGCAAUUAGCUUUGAAGCAUCCACACAUUCGCGAAAAAUUAGGAUUACCCGACAAAUCAGCUCUUCCAUUGGAAUCAAAAAAGGCUCAUGAAAUGGAUGGACUAGAAGCCACAUUUAGUGUCCCUUUGGUUAAAAAACCUAUUCAAGAGUUGUCACUGCUAGAACUUUUUAAUCUUUCGAUUAAACACCUAUCCAAGGGGGAAAAAGAUAGAGCAGUAACACUUCUAAGACUAGCACUUGAAAAGGAGCCUGAGUAUGCGAGAGCAUUGAUCGUUAUGGGGCAGAUAUUAAUGAAAGAUGAAAAUUUAGUUGAAGCUACUGACUACUUGGAACGUGCUGUCACCAAACUUCUUCUUGUGGGUCAUCCAACAGAAGUUGAAGAUAUUGAUCAUUUGAUUCUGGCAUGUACAUGGUUAGGUGUGGCCCUUGCAAAGCAGGGUAAAGUUGUAGAAGGAAUUGUACAUUUGGAAAGAAUAGCAAAUAUGAAAGAGCCAGAGGACCCCAAGAGCAAAACUCAUUAUUGUGAUGCCUUGUUUAUGCUUUCAAGUUCUUUGGCAAGCAUAGGACGAGAUGAUGAGGCAGCAAAGUAUUUGCGGAUCUUAACAACUUAUGAUCCAGCUUAUGCUAAAUACUUGAAAGAUGUUGAAAAAACUGAAAACAACAAUUUUGCAGAUGAUCUUGUGAAUACCAGGAGAAAAGAUUACUGACACCAUAUCAUAAUCCUAUCUUACCAAACAUUUUUUUUUUUUUUUUUUUUACAA
This is a messenger RNA of Lactuca virosa, 1926 nucleotides long. The record is from the annotation of a GenBank genome assembly. NCBI's taxonomy places the organism in Eukaryota, Viridiplantae, Streptophyta, Magnoliopsida, Asterales, Asteraceae.